Molecule: messenger RNA, 2912 nt
Organism: Diachasma alloeum
Lineage: Eukaryota; Metazoa; Arthropoda; Insecta; Hymenoptera; Braconidae
Product: TIMELESS-interacting protein
Exons: 1
Coding region: 1536-2798 (420 amino acids)
Biological process (GO): DNA damage response; DNA replication checkpoint signaling; replication fork arrest
Cellular component (GO): replication fork protection complex; nucleus
Molecular function (GO): DNA binding
Source: RefSeq, a predicted model, not a curated record
UGAGCCGCCCAUUGUCGCCUUAAAAGAUUGGAGAAAUCGAGGGUGAGGUUAUACUUUCGUCAACGCGAUCAAAUAAAAACUGAAAACUCUCUUUUACGAACGAUAAAAUCGCAGAAAACAGAACAUUCACCCACGACUGAAGGACUGAGGCCCCAAAAACAGUAAGCAAAUUAAUAAUAAUACUAAAAAAUAUCAACUUACGGUCUACGAUCAUUUUGGCACGCUCUCGGGGAGUAAAAUUGGCGGGUAACUGCCUCCGGGAGGGCAAAACCGACGAUUGAAUAAAAAAAACAACGGAAUUUCUGAAAGAGUUCGGAGGAAAUUGUUGAGAGUCAGUAAAUUGGAGCUGUGGAUCGGUGAAUCGUUAAUAAUUAGUGGGCUUUAUCGAUGUUUACGUUCAACAAUCAUCACUGCAUAUUUUCAAGGAUAAAAAAUUAUUGGAAAUUAUCGAUUUGGAGGAUCAGAACUGAUGGAGUCGAUCGGAAGAUCGAAAUUUCGCUUGUGAAGUUGAGGAAUUGAAUGUCUCAUCUCUCCAAGGAUCCAAAAUUAAUAAAAAUCUAUUAAAUUACUCAAACGAUAAACAAUUCUCUGGGAAAGAAAAAAAAUUGAACUCCAAAAUCUUUAAAUAAUCAAUAAACAACAUAAAAAUCAUCGAUAUCCGUUCGAUAAUCAUUAUUGUUUAUCCUUCCUGAACGAAAUUGAAUGGGAACGAUCUCUGCGAGGAUCCAACAUUAAUAAAAAAACCAUUAAAUUCCUCAAACGAUAAAAAAACAAAAAAAUGAACUCCAAAAUCUUUAAAUAAUCAAUAAACAACAUAAAAAUCAUCGAUAUCCGUUCGAUAAUCAUCAUUGUUUAUCCUCCCUGAUCGAAAUAGAAUGGAAACGAUCUCUGCAAGGAUCCAACAUUAAUAAAAAAACCAGUAAAUUCCUCAAACGAUAAAAAAUCAAAAAAAUUGAACUCCAAAAUCUUUAACUAAUCAAUAAACAACAUAAAAAUCAUCGAUAUCCGUUCGAUAAUCAUUAUUGUUUAUCCUUCCUGAACGAAAUUGAGUGGAAAUGAUCUCUGCAAGGAUCCAACAUUAAUAAAAAAACCAUUAAAUUCCUCAAACGAUAAAAAAUCGAAAAAAUUAACUCCAAAAUCUUUAAAUAAUCAAUAAACAACAUAAAAAUCAUCGAUAUCCGUUCGAUAAUCAUCAUUGUUUAUCCUUCCUGAUCGAAAUUGAAUGGAAAUGAUCUCUGCGAGGAUCCAACAUUAAUAAAAAAAACAGUAAAUCCCUCAAACGAUAAAAAAAAAAAUUGAAUUUCAUUCUCAUUUUCGCACUCUCGAAGCCCACGAACCCUUGAAAAACCACCAAUUCCCCAACAACAACAUCAGAAUCCUCACCAUCCCAUCACCAAACCUCAUUUUCGCAUUCUCAAAGCCCACGAACCCUUGAAAAAUCAUCCCCGGAGGGCUCGAGCCCCUCCAAAAAACGUUCUCCCCCAAAACCAAAAUCAAAACGGCAAUCAAACCAUCAAUAGGGUCAACCCUUCAAAAUGUCCCAGGACCAAUCCGACCACGAGGCCACCAGGAUGUCGCUGUCGGACCCAGAGGAGAAUAAAGAGCCCCCGGAGUCGACUAAAGAGAACCCCGAGGAGAACGAAGAAGGCGAAGACGGCGAAGGCCGGAGGAUAGACCCAUCGACAUCAAAGAAGAAGAUAAUCCGCCGGGAGAUUCCCAAGCUGAACCCAGCUCGCCUGAAGGGUCCGAAGGGCGUGGCGACGAUCGAGGAGUACUUCGAGGGCUUCAAAUUCCACGGGAAGGGCCACGAGAAGGCGGACCUGGAGCGAGUGAUGAAGCGACUGGAGCACUGGGCACACAGGCUCUUCCCCAAGUACCAGUUCGACGAUUUUCUGGAGAAGGCGGAGGCCCUGGGGUCCAAGAAGGAGCUCCAGACGUACCUGACGAAGUACAGAAAGGACAUGCUGAGCGUUGAUCAGGUCAUGGAGGAGGAGAACGAGGAGGUGGGAGAGGGGAGGGAGAAAUCUCCUGAGCCAGUCGACGAGUUUGACAUGCUGAUUGCUGAGCAGAUCGAGAGGACGAAGCAGGUGAGCAGUCAGUUGGGGAAGGAGAGUCCAGGGGUGAGGGCAGAGCUGGAUGAGGAGGAGUGGAGGAGGGCGGAGGCGAACAGGAAGCUGGCGAUGGAGAGGAAACUCGCGAGGAUGAGGGAGAGGGAGAGGGUCGAGGCUGGGGGAGAGACGACUGGAGUUGAUGAAGAGUCUGAGGGAGUAGUCCCCCAGGGAGCCGAGGAGAGGGCUGAGAACGUGCAGGAGGCUUCAGCUCCUGUUGAGGAUGUUGACGAGAAGGAGGAGACCAAGAAGAGGAGUGAGAGGAACAGGCAGGCGGCCAUGGAGAGGAAACUCGCGAGGAUGAAGCAGAAGGUGGAGGAGACACAGAAUCCAGAGGGAAAUGCAGAAUUGUCAGGUGCUCCUGAGCCUGGAGGCAAGAGGGGAGAAGUUGCUUCUGAUGAACAUGGGGGAACUGAACGUGAUGGAGGUUCUGAGGACGUUGGGGAGGUGGGAGAGGACAGAGGUGGAGAUAAAAUGGAGCUGGAUGAGGAGAAACAGACGGGAGAGGUGGAGAAAGAAGUCUCGAGAGAUGAGGAGGGCCUGCAUACUCCGAAAAUAUCGAAUGUCUCGUCUUCUGGGCUCAACAAAACGAAUACCUCGAAGAAACUCCUGACUGACGAGGAACUUGAUAAGGAGAUUGGAGCUGCUGUGGACAUGUUCAUCAAGGGGAAUCGCUCGUCUCUGAAAUAAUUAUUUUGAUACUUCGAUUCAUUGGGAGAUUCCGUUUUUAUUCGUUGAUAUUUGUAUGCAUCGAGAGAAGUUUUUAACAUGUAUUUGGUAUAAUAAAGAUUAUUUGUAAAAACA